GGGAAGGAAGCAGAAGGAGGGGGAGGGUUUUUUUAAAAAAAAAAGUUUGGAAGGUUUCCCCCCGUGAUUUAUGAGGUUUAGGAGUUUGGAAGUGCGUCGGGAAACCCCGGGGGGGAAACACACCCCAACCAACACAAAAUGAAAGGCGUCGUGGCGGAGGGGCCGGUGGUGGUGGCGGUGGUGGUGGCGGCGGCGGCGCUGCUGCUGUUGGGCGGCGGCGGCUGCGUGUCGUUACCGAGCGGCUGCAAGAGGUUGGACGAACGUCCUAAAAGCGCCGGGAAACAGGCGGGGACGACCGAGAAGAAAGUGGUUUGCACCAACCUGGAGCUCGCGCACAUCUUCCCCCUGGACGCCCUCCCACACAGGACCGUGACUCUAAUCCUGAGUAACAAUAAACUAUCACAUUUAAAGAAUGGCUCGUUUGUUGGACAGAUCUUCCUGGAAAAAUUAGACUUGAAGAACAACUUUAUCAGUAAUAUUGAACCAGAUGCUUUUGGGGGGCUUUCAGUCCUGAAAAGAUUGGAUUUAUCGAACAACAGGAUAGGCUGUAUAAAUGGAGAAAUGUUCAGAGGCCUUUCAAAUCUUAUCCGUCUAAACCUUUCAGGAAACCUGUUUUCAACAUUGUCUCAAGGCACAUUUGAGAGCCUUCAAUCACUGAAGUACAUAGAAUUUCAAACGGACUAUCUUAUGUGUGAUUGCAACUUACUCUGGAUGAUUCAAUGGAUAAAGGCGAGAAACAUAACUGUGCGAGAAACUAAAUGCCCUUAUCCAAAGUCUCUACAGCAGCAGCUUGUGACAAGUGUACGAAAGGAACUUUUGACUUGCGAUACGCCUCUUGAGCUGCCAUCCUUUCAGUUGACCCCUUCCCAUCGCCAGGUGGUGUUUGAGGGAGACAGCCUCCCUUUCCAAUGCAUGGCCUCAUAUAUUGAUCAAGACAUGCAGGUACUCUGGUACCAGGAUGGAAAAAUAGUGGAAACAGAUGAGUCCCAAGGCAUUUUGGUUGAAAAAAAUAUGAUCCAUAAUUGUUCCCUUAUUGCAAGUGCCCUGACAAUCUCAAAUAUCCAAAUGGGCUCCACUGGAAACUGGGAAUGUCGUGUUCGAACAAAACGUGGGAACAAUACAAAGCAAGUUGACAUAGUUGUCUUAGAGAGUUCAGCUCAGUACUGCCCACCUGAAAGAGUGAUGAAUAACAAAGGGAACUUCAGGUGGCCUCGCACACUAGCUGGCAUCACUGCCUACCUGCUCUGUACCCGUUAUUCUGCAGGUACUGGUAUAUAUCCUGGUAGCUCUCAAGAUGAAAGGAAAGUGUGGCGUAAAUGCGAUCGAGGUGGAUUUUGGGCCGAGGAUGACUAUUCGCGAUGCCAGUAUGCAAAUGAUGUUACACGGGUGCUUUACAUGUUUAAUCAGAUGCCCCUGAAUCUCACCAAUGCUGUGGCCACAGCACGACAACUGCUGGCAUACACUGUGGAAGCUGCAAACUUCUCAGACAAGAUGGAUGUCCUCUUUGUUGCUGAAAUGAUUGAAAAGUUUGGCCGGUUUACAGAGAAGUACAAAGAACUUGGUGAUGUUAUGGUGGAUAUUGCUAGUAACAUCAUGUUAGCAGAUGAACAUGUCCUUUGGAUGGCUCAGCGGGAAGCAAAAGCCUGUACUCGAAUAGUUCAAUGUUUGCAACGUAUUCCCACUUACAGACUAGCCAACGGAGUGCAUGUUUAUUCAACGUAUUCUCCGAACAUUGCAAUGGAGGCUUCUGUGAUCAAGGCUAAUGGCUUCAGUGGGAUGACCUGCACUGUGUUCCAAAAAGUAGCUGUGACGGAUAGAACAGGACUUGCUGACUUUGGGCGGCGAGACCCAGAUGGCAACUUGGACAAGCAGUUCAGUUUCAAGUGCAGCCCCGGCAACAUCAGCAACACACUUUCCAGUUUUGUAAUCAAGAAUACAAUUGCGGAGGCAUCUAUUCAGUUGCCACCAUCUUUGCUUACCCACUAUUCUAUGACAACACCAAUGGAAGAUGCAGUCUACAAAUUGCAACUUAUUGCUUUCCGGAAUGGCAAACUCUUUCCAAGCACAGGGAAUUCAACAAAUUUGGCAGAUGAUGGGAAGAGACGGAGUGUGGCCUCCCCUGUGAUCUACACAAAGAUAGAUGGUAACAGUCUGGAUUCCCUCAGCCACCCUGUCACUGUUACACUGCGUCGUAUUGCACAUGGGGUAGAUCCAGUGGGAGCAUACUGGGAUUUCAACAUUCGGAAUGGUUUUGGAGGAUGGAUAUCUGAUGGAUGUCACAUUGUCACAUCAGAUGAGAAUGUCACCACAAUGCAGUGCUACUCUCUGAACAACUAUGCAGUUUUGAUGGAUCUGAAUGGUGCUGAUUUUGAGCUGCGGUCCAUCGACCUCUUACAUCCAGUGGUCUAUGUCACUGCAGCAGUUUUACUCAUCUGCUUGUUCAUAAUCAUUGCUAGCUACAUAUACCACCACAGUGCGGUGCGGAUCAGCCGCAAGAGCUGGCACAUGCUGGUCAAUCUCUGCUUUCACAUUUUCCUGACCUGUGCAGUGUUCGUCGGUGGCAUCAAUCAAACCAGGAACAUUAGUGUUUGCCAGGCGGUGGGUAUAAUUCUACACUAUUCCACACUUUCCACCAUCCUGUGGGUCGGUGUUACAGCAAGGAACAUUUUCAAACAGUUGACAAGGAAAGCUAAAAGGUGCCAGGACCCUGACGAGCCCCCUCCUCCUCCCCGGCCAAUGCUUAGGUUCUAUCUAAUUGGAGGAGGAAUUCCUAUCAUAGUUUGUGGCAUCACAGCAGCAGCUAAUAUUAAAAAUUAUGGGAGUGAAGUAAAUGCACCAUAUUGUUGGAUGGCUUGGGAACCAAGUUUAGGAGCAUUCUAUGGGCCUGUGGGCUUUAUCUUCUUUGUGAACUGCAUCUACUUCCUUAGCAUUUUUGUGCAGCAUAAACAGCAUCCAGAACGUAAAUAUGAGCUAAAGGAAACGACAGAAGAACAGCAACGUUUGGCAAGCAUCGAACAUGGCGAUUCGCAUUUAAAUGAUUCAAUGUCUACAUCGCAAGCAAACUGUUCAGUGGUUUCAUCCUCUGCACUGGAGAAUGAGCACACGUUUCAAGCUCAGUUGAUUGGUGCAAGUCUAGCAUUAUUUAUGUAUGCUGUGCUCUGGGUAUCUGGGGCUCUUGCAGUUUCACAAUAUUAUCCUCUGGAUCUUAUUUUUAGCUGUCUCUUUGGGGCGACAGCUUUGAGUCUAGGUGCUUUCCUUGUGCUUCACCAUUGCAUUGGCAGAGAAGAUGUAAGACGAUGUUGGAUGGCUACUUGCUGUCCAGGAAGGAGCACCUAUUCUAUGCAGGUGAAUGUUCAACCUCCAGGUGCCAGUCUUACCAACGGAGAGGCUCCAAAAUUUGCAAACAGUAGUGGAGAAUCCUCCACUACCAACAAGACUGCAUCCAGCAACAACAAACUUUCCCAGGGAUGUAAACUGACUAACCUUCACGCUGCAGCAGUGCAGAAUCAGAUCAAUCCUGUGGCUAGCAACAUAUCUACACAGCUCGACAACAGCCUUACAGAGCAUUCAAUGGACAAUGACCUGAAAAUGCACGUAGCUCCUGUGGAAGUGGCGUACCGUCCCAAUGGACAAGUGAACAGGCACCAUAAAAACCGGACUAGGGCACACCAAGCUCAUCGACACAGCAGACUCGCAGUGUUAAGAGAGUAUGCGUAUGAUGUUCCUACAAGUGUAGAGGGAAGUGUGCAUAAUGGCCAACCAAAGAGUAGGCACAGCAACCAUGAGAGUCACCAUGGCAGUAGACGGUCUCGCUCUGCUUUGAGGGAGCGCCAUUACAGCCACAGCCAACUUGACAACAGUGAUGUCAGCUACACACUGACGCAUUGUAAUCGAAAUGUAGAGAAGGACGGGGUCAGUAGCAGUAAAGACAGUUUACAGCAGCCUAUAAUGGUUGAACUUGAGAACCAGAAAUCGUACGGUCUUAAUUUGGCCACUCAGAAUGGACUGCUGAAAGGCAGCAGCCAAGAUGCACCCUUGCUCAAUGCAGACAGCACUGGAAACAUCAGAACUGGGUUUUGGAGAAACGAAACUACUGUGUAGUUUACAAAGUCUCCCAAUUUUUUUAAAAAAACAUAUCAAACUGUGAGGUACAUUCUUUUGAACUGUUAAAAUUAUUGUUGUAAAAAUGUUUACAAAAUAACAUUCUACAUUGUAAAAUGAAUACAGAAGGUACGGUCUGAUUUCUGAUACGUGAAGCUAUAAUUUUUUUAAAUUUUCUGUACAUAUCUUUUUAAGUGAUCCAAACUCAUAUUAAUCCUUUGUGUAAAGAGACAUAGAGAACAAUGCCACAAUUUCUAUUUUUAUAGCAUUUAGUUCUGUUGUAUUAUGCAGUACUGGAUGUUUUUUUAAGCUUUAUACAUAAAACUGCAUGAAUAGUGAAGCUCAGAAACACUGCCUAAUAUCCAUCUUCUGGGUCUGUAAUUUUGCUACAUAAUAAAAUGUUUGUCUUGUAA
Molecule: messenger RNA, 4514 nt
Organism: Callorhinchus milii (elephant shark)
Lineage: Eukaryota; Metazoa; Chordata; Chondrichthyes; Chimaeriformes; Callorhinchidae
Gene: adgra3
Product: adhesion G protein-coupled receptor A3
Exons: 20
Coding region: 139-4101 (1320 amino acids)
Biological process (GO): G protein-coupled receptor signaling pathway; cell surface receptor signaling pathway
Cellular component (GO): plasma membrane; external side of plasma membrane
Molecular function (GO): G protein-coupled receptor activity; protein binding
Source: RefSeq, a predicted model, not a curated record